AUGCAGAUAUCCAACUGGACAAGUCAAUCAACAGCAGCGUUGUUUCAAGUCGCUGCGCCUGAAGCAAAAGGGCACAGCUAUGGAGAUAACCCGAUCCCCCCUUUACUGCGGCCCAGUAGGGAUCUUUCCGCUAUCAGAAAGAUGGCCAUCCCGAGGUUGGCUGAAGGAAAAGAAGCAGUCCAUUCCGCUCGGUCUCACCGUCGCCACGUUAGUCGAGCGUGCGAAUCUUGUAGGCAGAGGAAGACAAAAUGCACGGGGGACAAGUCAGGCUGCCGCAACUGUCGGGACGCUGGGAUGAUCUGUUGCUACACUGACGGAAAAAGAGAGAAGUCUAAGAGACAAAUGGCCAGCUUGGAAACUAAGAUUCGCACCUACCAAAACGUGUUGCAAAAGUUAAGCAUUCGCUUGCGCGUCCCUGAAGAUCAGCUGAUGGCAUACGCUCUGGCAGCGUCGUCGGUAUCUGAAGCAGCUACACCUUUCUUUUCUGGGUUUGAGAACAACCUAGAUCGCAUAGAGGAGGAUUUGAAUCGGGAUGAGGCCUCGCAAGCGACUGGUUUCGUCGGUCAGAGCUCAGAGAUAUCUUGGUUACAGACUCUGGCCAGAGAACUGGAACUUGGAUAUGAUCAUGGAUACUUCAACGCCAUGGAGAUCCCUUUAUUUGACAACGUGGAUCCGUAUUCUUACCCCACCAAGGAUGUUGCAACGAAGCUUUACAAGACAUACCUUGAUUGGGUUCACCCCUCGUUUCCGGUGAUCGGUACUGCCCCUUUUGGAGCACAAUUUCAGGCUUUCUUCACGAACUCAUCCUUACGCCCUGUGUCCAUACGCCCCGGAAAUCGAUGGCUAGCAAUACUCAACCUGAUCUUCGCCCUUGCUACCAAGUACGCGCAUUUAUCCGAGACCGAAUGGCAAAUGGAUAAGGACGCACAUCUUGUGUACUUUCUCAAGGCCAAAGCUUUGGGUCUAGAUCAUCAGCUACUGACUUUCCCUGAUCUACAGCAGCUGCAGGUCGAAGGACUAACUGCUUUGUAUAUGCUGACUCUGGGCCAUGUGAACCGCGCUUGGGCAUUUUGUGGAAGCGCGAUCCGCGGGGCUCUGGGCCUCGGGCUGCAUCUACGCCAUCUUGGAGACAGCACAUCCGAUACUUCAAGAGAAAUCAGAUGCCGUGUAUGGUGGUCUCUAUAUACGCUUGACCUUCGUCUCAGUGUGAUGACCGGAAGACCUUCUUUCAUCCCCGACAGCCUGUGUACAACACCUCUGCCCCUUCCAUUCGAUGAACAAAACUUUGGGAGGGAAGAGGUGAUGCGGCAGCUUAGACGCUCGAUUGACGGUAGCCCCCUUGCGACAGAAAUGCUGUCAACGAGUCAGUCGGAAAUAAAUGCAAUGAGCACGGUGGUCGAAAGGGUGGAUUCAGAAGAGAACAGAUACUCACCCUGCGGGUCCUUGUACUUUGUUCAUUUGGUACAACUAACCAUGAUUGCAAAAGAAUCCCUAGCUAAGAUCUACACCCCGAGCACAGUUCAAUCUCCUUGGCAAAGCGUUGAGUUCGCCAUACGCAGUCUCACACUUAACCUUGACACAUGGCUAAGUAAUCUCCCCAACGAAUAUGAUUUCACCCGCACCCAGUCAUCGCAAGUAUCGCAGGAAACGUCAAAUCAGAGGCUUAGUCUGGCCCUGUUGUUUUACAGCACCAGGAUAAGCAUCACACGACCCUGCCUUCGUCGUGUAGAGUCUUUUAGCCAAGGGGGCAAGAUGCAAAUGUUUGGUCAGAAAGUUGCGGAGGACUGCGUCGAAUCAGCCUGUCACAUGUUAAGACUGUUCCCAGAAGACCUGAAAGCUGCAACAUUAUAUACAGCGUCCCCUUGGUGGUGCUUAUUGCAUUACCUGAUGCAAGCAACGGCGGUACUCGCUCUUGAGCUCGCCUUUCAAGCUCAGCAUGUACCGGACAAAGCGCCCAUGGUUUCGAAAGCUCUUGAUAAAGCGUAUGAGUGGCUGUCUUUGAUGUCAAGGACACAAAAAACCCCAGAAAGAGCCCGCAGACUCUGUGAUCGGCUUUUGCGCCAACUCAAGCAACGGGAGGACAUUAAAGUCUCCGAGUCUCCUUCCGUCCAGUUGACCAGCCUAGAGUCGCCUGCAGAUACACCUCCCCCCUCACAUCCGAUUAGAACAAGAGAAAGCUCGGCGGACUCAGACAGUUCACCUCUUGGGACGAAAUUGGACUAUCAGCAAUCACCGGCUCUAUUGACCGGCAAUAUGAACUACACGUCUUCACGCCUCCUGGAAGCGGCGGGCGACCUUCCAAUUCUAAGUGAGAGCACAUUGGAACUUCCGAGCAAUUACGACGAGUUCUUUCCUUACGACACAAAUACUGGUCAGCUCACGGGCUCCUUCUUCCCUACAGAGUAUGGGAUGGAUGUGGAACCGAAUAAUCUCUAUCACUUUUGACAGUCCACUCGAGUAAUCGACAUCAGUGCAAGGCAUAAACUCAGGGUGGGAGACUUUGAUGGGCAUGCUUGGAGUUUCCCACUCUGUCUAGUUUGUGACACCCCCACAGCAUUCGCUGUCUGCAUUUUUCUGAGACGGCCAUGCCGAAAAGCAUGUGGAGUGUUCGAAACAGGAGACUGUCCCAACAGCAUGAUCCUUAUUCUUAAUCAUUCAUCAACAGGAUAAGAAGCUGUGCGUGUCUGUGCGCGAGGAGAUCAUUUCUAAUUGGAAAUGACACAAGUUAAUCUUUAGCAAUUUGUCAGAUUAGGC
Aspergillus uvarum CBS 121591 is the source of this 2754-nucleotide messenger RNA. Its product is annotated as CeGAL family transcription factor. Gene Ontology annotation, biological process: DNA-templated transcription; regulation of DNA-templated transcription. Gene Ontology annotation, molecular function: DNA binding; zinc ion binding; DNA-binding transcription factor activity, RNA polymerase II-specific. The record is from RefSeq and is a predicted model, not a curated record. Lineage: Eukaryota; Fungi; Ascomycota; Eurotiomycetes; Eurotiales; Aspergillaceae. Bases 1 to 2445 code for a protein of 814 amino acids. The transcript has 6 exons.